This is a messenger RNA of Cooperia oncophora, 423 nucleotides long. The record is from the annotation of a GenBank genome assembly. Lineage: Eukaryota; Metazoa; Nematoda; Chromadorea; Rhabditida; Trichostrongylidae.
AUGAACAUUAUCACUACCGUAUGGGCAACCGAGCUGAGUAGGAUGACUACAAGUAAAGAGUCAAAAUUUUGUUCUGAAGACGAAAGAUCAGGCUAUCAACUCUUAUUUUAUCUUAAUUUCGAGCAUCCAUUAAUGCGAUGUCGGUCGUAUAACGUUUCCGUGGGAGGUGUACAGCACACGACUGUUACCACUCAAAGACGUCUUUGCACGACAAAUGGUCCACUUCUUGCCUGGCUGAUCGCUCAUCUAUUCAUCAAUCUUGGAGCUUUGUUGAUACGUGGCGAACAGAUAGAUCCGGCGUAUGUCAAUCGUCAUAGCGUAUACUGUUCACGUCGACUGUACUGGAUCCUUCAGUCGGUCUUUGAUCGCCGUUACACAACUCGUACAAUGAUAGUCAAAGACGACUCCGUCUUUCAGUUCUGA